Molecule: messenger RNA, 1541 nt
Organism: Moneuplotes crassus
Lineage: Eukaryota; Ciliophora; Spirotrichea; Euplotida; Euplotidae
Source: the annotation of a GenBank genome assembly
AGAAAAUUUGUGGAAAAUGGACAGAAUUACAGACCGCAUCUACCUCGGAGACAUCAAUGGAUGCUCUAAUCUUCAUUUGUUAAGGAAGAACAAGAUCACUCAUAUAUUGACUAUGGCAGCAGGGAUUAGACCUUUGUAUAGGAAGGAGUUUAAGUACAAAGUUGUUAACAUCAUGGACCUUCCUACGCAGAAUAUUCUGGCACAUUUCGAUAAAGCUAUCGAGUUUAUUAACAAAGCAGUGGCUAGUGGGGGUAGAGUCCUGGUUCACUGCUUCGCAGGAGUCUCAAGAAGUGCUUCAACAGUUAUAGCAUACUUUAUGGUAACUCGGAGAAUGAGCUUUCAAGACGCUUUUAGCUAUGUUCAAGCAAAAAGACCAAUAAUUUUUCCUAAUUUUGGAUUUCAGCGACAACUCAAAGAGUAUGAAAAAGUUAUUCAGAAGAGAUAUCCCUCCAAACAAUUAGCAUCAAUUGAUCAAAAGAGCAAAGUUAGCAAAUUGGAAGUGAAAUUUGCUGGCACGUCUACAAAAAGCCCUGCUAUCAAAAAGAAUAAAUUUGCGAUGCUAGAUACUAGCAAAGCUAUCAAACCAUCACAAGACGUAGUUGCACAUCAAUUGAAGCCAAAACAGUUUCAUUAUCCUUCGGAGGUUGGUAAAAAUUCUUCAAGAGUCAAGAUCAGAGCUGCGAAGUCAUCUUACGGCCAUAGUAGGGAGAAGAAUAGGGGCUCUUCUUACUCAAUUGCUAACAUUAAAUCAUUUGAGAAUUCCAAGACUCACAAGCCUAGGAGUAAAUUCCUGUCAAGCUUUCAUGAGAAAGCGAGCUAUCAAAAGUUGGAAGCUAAAAGGUCGAGUACUAAACCAAAAGCAGGAAUCCAAAAAUUAGUUGAAGACGAGUUAAAUAGAAGGGAAGAAAGCAAACAUGUCGUGUUGGAGAAGGCUAAGCAUACUAGCAAGGGCUGUUUUGGUAGGAAGCGUAGUCAACAAAAACAGAGACAGACUAAAGAGAGUGAGAUCAACAUGGUCAGAGGGAAUAAGAUCUUAAAAACAUAUUAUGACUCAAAUAAAAGAAAACAAAAGGAGUUUAAUAUUAAAACAAAGAAGUCUGCUAAAGAACUUCAGAAAGCUGUAUCUACAAAGCCACCUCAAAAGACAAGGUUGCUUACCUAUAACUGUCAGUUUUGUGGGCAGAAUUUGUUUGAUUCUCGGGAUAUCCAGCCCCAUGAGAGCUACUCCAAGACAUACACACAAAAUUUCUGGCCAUCACAAAAUAAAGUAGCAUCCAAAAUAAAAUUUCAAAAGAUGCCUCGCUGUAACAUGUUGUUCAUAGCUCAGAAGGACUGGAUUACAGAAUAUGAUGGGAACACAGGAAGGAUCCUUUGCCCACGGAAAAGCUGCUCAGUGAAACUGGGCAGCUACUCCUGGGCAGGACUCAAGUGAUACUGUGGGGUCUACAAAUCACCUGCGUUCCAGAUCGACAUGAAGGCUAUCACGGAGGUAGAACAGUCAUUUGUUUAAUUCUUAGUCCCAACAGUCCAACUAGGAGGAG